GUGGACGUGCGCCAUGACACUGGCGCUCAACGUCGCCCCCUCUUCUCAAGCUAUGAGUCGGUCCAUGAUGCCGUUUGGACUGAUGCGUCGGGAGCUGGCGUGCGAGGGCUACCCCAUCGAGCUGCGCUGCCCAGGAAGUGACGUCAUCAUGAUCGAGGCUGCCAACUACGGACGCACCGACGACAAGAUCUGCGAUGCCGACCCCUUCCAAAUGGAGAACGUGCAGUGCUACCUGCCCGACGCAUUCAAGAUCAUGUCACAGAGGUGUAAUAACCGUACCCAGUGUGUGGUGGUGGCUGGGGCGGAUGCCUUCCCUGACCCGUGUCCGGGGACCUACAAGUACCUGGAGAUUCAGUACGAGUGUGUGCCCUACAAAGUGGAUCAAAAAGUCUUCGUGUGUCCGGGCACGCUGCUGCGCGUGCAGGCGGCGAGCUCGCAGCAGGAGGCGGAGCAUCAGUCGGGGGCGUGGUGUAAGGACCCGCUGCAGUCGGGGGACCGCCUCUACGUCAUGCCCUGGACGCCCUACAGGACGGACAUGCUGUACGAGUACGCCUCCUGGGAGGACUUCCGGCAGAACCGAGCCACCACCACCUACAAGUUACCGAACCGGGUGGACGGCACGGGCUUCGUGGUGUACGACGGCGCCGUGUUCUAUAACAAGGAGCGCACGCGCAACAUUGUCAAGUACGACCUGCGCACGCGCAUCAAGAGCGGCGAGGCCAUCAUCGCUAACGCUAACUACCACGACACCUCGCCCUACCGCUGGGGAGGGAAGUCCGACAUCGACCUGGCCGUGGACGAGAACGGACUGUGGGUCAUCUACGCCACCGAAUCCAACAACGGACGCCUCGUCGUCAGCCAGGUGAACCCGUACACCCUGCGCUUCGAGGGCACCUGGGAGACGAGCUUCGACAAGCGGCUGGCGUCCAACGCCUUCAUGGCGUGCGGCGUGCUGUACGCGGUGCGCUCCGUCUACCAGGACGACGACAGCGAGGCGGGCGGGGACCUGAUCCUCUACGCCUACAACACCAACCGGGCGCGCGAGGAGCCGGUGCACAUCCCCUUCCCCAACCCCUACCAGUACAUCUCCUCCGUGGACUACAACCCGCGAGACAACCAGCUCUACGUCUGGAACAACUACAACGUGCUGCGCUACCCGCUGGAGUUCGGCCCGCCCGACCCAUCCUCUGGUGAGCCCGUCUACACCGCCACUCCGGCGAGCAGCACGGCGGCGGCGCGCCCUCUGACCUCCACGUCCAGUGCGGCCACCGUGCGGCCCCUGCCCCCCACCUCCCACCCCAUAGGAGCCAUCAACAAGGGGCCCGACCUGAGGCCCCCCGCCACGGCCACCGUGGCCCCCGCCGCAGGCACCCGCCGGCCUCAGAGGCCCCCACCGCCACCCCAACCCCCGGCACCUCCAGCGGCCCCCCAGGGCAUCGAAACCAACGUGUGUGUGACUACGGUGGUGCGAGGGGUGCAGUGGCCUACCACGCAGAGAGGAGAGACGGUGGACCGGCCCUGCCCGAAAGGAUCGCUGGGUAUUGCAUCCUACCAGUGUCUGCACUCCCCGGUGGUGUGGAACCCUCGUGGGCCUGAUCUCAGCAACUGCACCUCUCCCUGGGUCAACCAGGUGGCUCAGAAGAUUAAGAGCGGUGAGAAUGCGGCGAACAUCGCGGCGGAGCUGGUGAACCACACAGGGGGGCGUAUCCACGCGGGCGACGUCAGCUCCUCCGUACGCCUCAUCGAACAGCUGCUCGACAUCCUGGACGCCCAGCUGCAGGCACUCAAACCCGGACUCAAGGAGUCAGCCGCACGCAACUAUGGCAAGCUGCAGAAGAGAGAGAAGACCUGUCGCGCAUACAUCCAGGCGGUAGUGCAGACGGUGGAUAACCUCUUGCGGCUGGAGGCCCUGGAGUCUUGGAUGGACAUGAACAGCACGGAGCAGGCCCACACUGCCACCAUGCUAUUGGACGUCAUGGAGAAAGGAGCCUUCCUAUUGGCCAACAACAUGUACGGAAACCGCUUCGCAGACCGCGCCAACAACAUCGAUCUGGAGGUGCACGUGAUGAACACAGAGUUGGAUCUGCAGGACUUGUCCUUCCCCCAGAACUACAGCAGUGACAGCAGCAUCCAGCUGUCGGCCUCCACCGUCAAGCAGUACAGCCGCAACGGUCAAGUGAAGGUGGUGUUUGUGCUGUAUAAGAAUCUGGGAGCCUUCCUGUCAACGGAGAAUGCGUCCGUGAAGAUCGAGGUGGGCUCAGGCUCGGAGGGGCGGUCUCUAGCCGUCAACUCUCACGUCAUCGCAGCCUCUAUCAACAAGGAGUCCAGUCGUGUCUUUCUGACCGAGCCAGUGGUCUUCACUCUCAAACACCUACAGCUGGAGAACCACUACAGUCCCAACUGUUCCUUCUGGAACUAUUCGGAGCGCAGCAUGACGGGCCAGUGGUCGUCUCAGGGCUGCCGGCUACUGGACACCAACAGCACCCACACCACCUGCUCCUGCUCGCACCUGACCAACUUCGCCCUCCUCAUGGUCCAGCACGAACCAGACUACCCGCGCAGCAUGCAGGAGUUGCUGUUGUUUGUGAUAACGUGGGUGGGCAUGGUGAUCUCUCUGGUGUGCCUGGCCAUCUGCAUCUCCACCUUCUGCCUUCUGCGCGGCCUGCAGACGGACCGCAACACCAUCCACAAGAACCUCUGCAUCACGCUCUUCAUCGCAGAGCUGCUCUUCCUCAUCGGCAUCAACAAGACCGACUACCCCGUGGCGUGUCCGAUCUUCGCGGGCCUGCUGCACUUCUUCUUCCUGGCCGCCUUCUCCUGGCUCUGCAUGGAGGGCGUGCAGCUCUACCUGAUGCUGGUGGAGGUGUUUGAGAGCGAGUACUCGCGGAAGAAGUACUACUACCUGUGUGGCUACUGCUUCCCCGCCCUGGUGGUCGGCAUCUCGGCCGCCAUCGACUACAAAAGCUACGGCACCAAGAAAGCGUGCUGGCUGCGAGUGGAUAACUACUUCAUCUGGAGCUUCAUCGGCCCCGUGUCCUUCAUCAUCAUGCUGAACCUGGUGUUCCUGAUGAUCACGCUGCAUAAGAUGGUGCGCAACUCCUCCGCCCUCAAGCCUGACUCCAGUCGCCUCGACAACAUCAAGUCCUGGGCGCUGGGUGCCAUAACCCUGUUGUUCCUGCUGGGUCUGACCUGGGCGUUCGGCCUGCUCUUCAUCAAUGAGAACACCAUCAUCAUGGCCUACCUCUUCACCACCUUCAACGCCUUCCAAGGCAUCUUCAUCUUCAUCUUCCACUGCGCACUGCAGAAAAAGGUGCACAAGGAGUACAGCAAGUGUCUGCGCCACUCGUACUGUUGCAGUCGAACCUCCACCACCAGCUCCCACGGCUCACUCAAGAACUCGGCGCUCAGAGCCAACAACCGAUACUACAGCUCUAGCAGUCAGGUAGCACACACACAUGCAUGCACGCACCCAGGUAGCCGUAUCCGUCGCAUGUGGAACGACACGGUGAGGAAGCAAACGGAGUCCUCCUUCAUGGCCGGAGACAUCAACACCACCCCCACUCUCAACCGAGCCACCAUGGGUAACCACCUGCUGACCAACCCUGUGCUGCAGACGCGCUCAGGCACCUCGCCCUACAACACCCUCCUGGCUGAGAGCUUCACGCCCCCCUCCCCUGGCGUCUUCAACUCCACCGGGACCUUCCGCGAUCCAAAGAGCACCCUGGUUAAGAACCACAGGGACCCGUGCGGCAUGGAGACCCUUCCCCUGAACGGCAACUUCAACAACAGCUACUCGCUGCGCAGCGUGGGCGUAGGCGGUCCCGGUGUCGGUCCAGCGAGUGGUGGCGGCGGGCCGGCAGGUGGCGGCAGCUGUGACUUCCUGGGGGGCGGCGGGGGCCCCGAGAGCCCCCCUCCCCUGCUGAACCCGCGCGGCUCCGAGACGCUGGGCGGAAUACGCCGGAACCUGUCGGACGCCGCCGCCUUCGAGAAGAUGAUCAUCUCCGAGAUGGUGCACAACAACCUCCGCGGCGGUGGAGGAGGAGGAGGAGGUCACGGAGGAGGAGGAGGUCAUGUGGCAGACCGACUAGUGUAUGGCAGCCUAGCCAGGCACGGAGGCGGACACCCCCACCCGCACCCACACCCGCACCCACACAUGCGGGCAGUCGGGAUGGGCAUGGGGAUGAGCAUGGGCAUGAGUGGCGACGCGGGCAUGAUGGGGCUGGACGACGAUGAGGAUUAUCUCUGUGGCGGCGGUGGAGGCCUCCAGAGGACGCCGCCGGACGUGGAGCUGCUCUACAAGGCCCUGGAGGAGCCCCUGCUGCUGCAGCGCGCCCAGUCCGUGCUCUACCAGAGCGACCCCGACGAGUCCGAGAGCUACACGCCCGACCUCACCGAGAGCCUGGGCGCUCACAGCGUGGGCGCGGGCAGCAGCAGCGGCUGCGGCGGCGUGGGCAGCAGCAGCGGAGGAGGAGGGCACGGAGGUGGGCCCGACUCGCCGGCGCGGGACUCCCUCUACACCAGCAUCAGCAACCUGCGCGGCGGCGGCGACUCCUCGCCACCGUACCCGGACAGCAGCCCCGAGCCCCUGGAGGUGGUGCCGCGCUCCGCCCAGCCGCCCGAGGAGCUCUACUACAGCUCCGGCCGGCCCGCGCACCUCGGCUCCCGCGGCGCCCCCAUGCAGACCUUCUACCAGGCGGCGGCGCCACCCGGAGGCGUGGUGGCGCCACCGCCGCCGCGCAGGCCCAGCCAAGCUGCCCAGGAGGCUCAUAUCGGGGGAGCGCAGCAGCAGGAGGCGACGCAGACCUCCUCGUCCUCCUCGUCCUCCACCAACGCCGCUCCUCCCUCCUCCUCCUCCAACACCUCCUCCAACAACCACCCGGAGGGAGACGGACAGAUGCAGCUGGUCACUAGCUUGUGA
Engraulis encrasicolus (European anchovy) is the source of this 4918-nucleotide messenger RNA. It is a transcript of the gene adgrl1a, whose product is annotated as adhesion G protein-coupled receptor L1a. Gene Ontology annotation, cellular component: presynaptic membrane; axon; plasma membrane. Lineage: Eukaryota; Metazoa; Chordata; Actinopteri; Clupeiformes; Engraulidae. The record is from RefSeq and is a predicted model, not a curated record. The transcript has 27 exons. The coding region runs from base 14 to 4918 and encodes 1634 amino acids. Gene Ontology annotation, biological process: heterophilic cell-cell adhesion; adenylate cyclase-activating G protein-coupled receptor signaling pathway; cell surface receptor signaling pathway. Gene Ontology annotation, molecular function: latrotoxin receptor activity; G protein-coupled receptor activity; carbohydrate binding.